Molecule: messenger RNA, 1770 nt
Organism: Limanda limanda (common dab)
Lineage: Eukaryota; Metazoa; Chordata; Actinopteri; Pleuronectiformes; Pleuronectidae
Gene: rap1gapl
Product: RAP1 GTPase activating protein-like
Exons: 19
Coding region: 1-1719 (572 amino acids)
Biological process (GO): regulation of small GTPase mediated signal transduction; activation of GTPase activity
Cellular component (GO): cytoplasm
Molecular function (GO): GTPase activator activity
Source: RefSeq, a predicted model, not a curated record
AUGUGCACUCACGGUGACACCAAAGCCACGGAGAGAGAGAAGAGGAAUGACAUGUCCUUCUCCAGAAAGAAAAGUUUCACUUUUGGGGCUUAUGGAGGUGUGGACAAAUUCACAUGUGGGGAUGAGAUGAGACCCGAUCCUGCAGAAGACAACUUGCUGGACACCGUUGCCUCUCCUGCCAGCGACAGCAAGCCUUUCCUCUCCUCCAGCAGCAACCUGCGGGACACGGAGCUGUUUGAAAUCAUUGAAAAGCUGCAGGGCAGCAGGAUCGAUGAGCAGCGGUGUGAAUUUCCUCUCCCUCUGAAGUCUCAGGUUCUAACACUAGGCAGAGAACUGCCGCUCAUUCUCCCUUCAAAGUUGGGGGGCUACUGGAUAGACCCCCCACUGGAGCGGCUCGUGGAUGUGAGUCCAACCUCCUCCCACUAUGGUCUUGACCCAGAGUGCUACGACAUCAUGGAAAGAGACGGAGAGGCCAAAGUCUACCGCGACUUCUUCUGCUCAAGGUAUCAUCAUUCAUUCACAGCGGUUGAUGCGUCCCUGGGGCCGCUGGUUCUCUCUGUGUGUUUGGAGGAAGAGGAGAACAGGCUACGGGUGAUUCUGAGAAUGAAGGAAAGCUCUCUGCACGGAAUUUUCUCUUCGUCUCUCUUCCCCAACAUCCCAUCUGCUGUCGAGUUAGCAAAGAUGCUCUGUGACAGAGUGACUGUCUCAAAGUUUGAAGUGGUCAGCUACCUCAAGGCUCCAGAACUGAUAACUGCGUUCGACGAGCACAGAGUGUCUCCAAAUUUCAAGUUUGGCAUUUUGUACCAAAAGGAUGGACAGUUGACCGAGGAGGACAUCCUCAGUAAUAAUGACGAAAGUGAAGAGUUUAAAGAGUUCCUGUCUCUUUUGGGAGAGACGAUUCAGCUGCAGGGAUUUACCAGGUUCAGAGGAGGACUGGACGUGUGUCAUGGUCAGACAGGAAGUGAAGCAGUCUUCACUUCCUUCCAUGGACGAGAAAUCAUGUUCCAUGUCGCAACUAAGCUGCCUUUCACGGACGGAGACCCACAGCAGUUACAAAGGAAAAGACACAUCGGUAAUGACAUCGUAGCUCUGGUCUACCAGGAGGGUCAAACCCCGUUUCUCUCUGAGGUCAUCAAGUCUCACUUCCUGCACUGUUUCCUGGUGGUGCGCAGGAUUCACAGGGCGGAGGAGUCGGAUGGAGCUGACUACCAGGUGUGUGUAUCAGCCAGAGAGGAUGUUCCUCCUUUUGGUCCGGUCAUCCCAGAUCCUCCCCUCUUCACACGUUCUCUGUUGAGAGGAUUUCUUCUGACCAAGCUCAUCAAUGCAGAGAUUUCCUGCUACAAGGCCGAGCGCUUCAGCAGAUUGGAGCUCCGGACUCGUUCGUCGCUCCUGGAGAGCUUGCAGGCUGAACUUUCUACCCGCUCCAAGUGCAUGGUGGGAGAUCCAUCACUGUCUUCUCUCGCCUGCUCUGAAGGCCUGCGGGGGAUGUCUGAGGGGAGUGGAGGAUUCAUUGAAAACUUUAAGAGAGCCAUCAGGGUGCGGAGCCAUUCUUUUGACACUCUUGGGGUCCCAAGGAAAAGUGGUGUCACCGUAUCACAGAGACCAAGGGCAGAGAAAGAUGGAGAGAGUGACAAAUCUCCAGGACCUCAGCCUGCUCCCACUGACAGUUAUGGGCCAGCUGAACUCAAGGAUCAAACUAGUCCUCAAGAGGAGACAUAAAAAGACUUUAAAAUGUAUAGAUAUUAGACAUAAGUCUACAUAUAGAUCUUU